AUGGCUACUCCAACAUUCAGCCUCACAAAACAAAGACCACGAAAGCAAAUGCUAACAGUAGAUGCAAAGAUGAGAUGCAAGUUGAUGAUUGUUGUAGUUCUGGGAGUUCUAGUGCAGACUUCCUCUGCAAGGAAGCUUCUUGGGGAUCCAAUAUUACCUAACUUCAAUGGUGGAUUCGGCCAAAUUUUAGGAGGUCUAGGCGGUGGUGGUGAUGGUGGCGGUGGAGGUGGAGGUGGAGGAGGAGGUAGUGAUGGUGGUUUUGGUGCCGGUUUUGGAUUUGGCGAGGGUCACAGAUCGGGUGCAAAUGAUGGAUUUGACCAAAUUGUAGGAGGUGUUGUUGGUGGUGGUGGAGGUGGGGGAGGAGGUAGCGAUGGUGGAUUUGGUGUUGGCUUUGGAUAUGGCGAGGGUCACGGAUCAGGAGCAAAUGGAAGCGGUGGCGAUGGAGGUGGAGGUGGCGGCGGCGGCGGUCAAAAUGGUGGUAGUGGUUUUGGUGCCGGAGCAGGAUGGGGCCAUGGUGGUGGUGGAAAUUGA
Messenger RNA from Lycium barbarum (goji berry), 531 nucleotides. RefSeq names its product putative glycine-rich cell wall structural protein 1. Bases 1 to 531 code for a protein of 176 amino acids. The record is from RefSeq and is a predicted model, not a curated record. NCBI's taxonomy places the organism in Eukaryota, Viridiplantae, Streptophyta, Magnoliopsida, Solanales, Solanaceae. The transcript is spliced from 2 exons.